UUUUAGGUUGCUGGCGCUUAUUGUUCAAUGUCCGUAUCUGGUGUUGAGGGAACACCAUUAGAAAUCUUGAGCCAGACAGAGCAGUGCGUUGUGUGUGGGGAUUCUGCCGACGGAUUUCACUAUGGUGUACGUUCAUGUAGGGGAUGUAACGCGUUUUUCCGACGUGCAAUCACUUACGACCAGCAUUUUACUUGCCGUCGUGGAGGACAUUGCCUUGUUGAUAGAACGGCAAGAUGCGCGUGUCGAGCGUGCCGUUUAGCAAAAUGCAUCGCUGUGGGUAUGGACAAAAAGGCCGUUCAACCUAAACGUGAUGGACCACUUUCUACUAAUGGAAAUCAUCAUGAUCGCAAUUCGGGUAGCUAUAAUUCUGAUACGGAAUUGGAUCGACAACAUAGAGGAAACGGGACUAUCACUCCAAAACAAGAGGCUGAUCAGGCGAAUCAUAUCAUGAGCCCUUGCUCAGCAUUCAGUCACGUCGUCACUACCCCUACGGAUGAUGCAACAAGAUCUUUUCUGCCGACGAUGCCUCCUAGUCCUUCACCUAGCAGCGGUCUGAUUGCAAGGCAGUGCUACGAUUUUGGAGACCAGAAAAGACGACGAUGGGCCAUGCUUUGCCGGUCAUUAGAGGAAAUACUCAUUACGGACUCGGAUUCCACUCUACGUGAGAUGGCUACUGCAGAAGACUACGCAGCGCUGUUUCAAGUGCAGAUGGUUUUGAUGUUCGAAUGGGUGGAAAAACUGCCCGAAUUUUGCCUUCUAUUGGACCCUUCGGAUAAGACUAAACUUUUACGUGCCUUUGCUCUUCGAUACCUUUUACUGGAUAAUGUUUUUCACACAAUGGAGCUGGGAUACGAAGACAGGAUUGUGCUCGUGAAUAAUAAUUACGUAAAGCCAUUUGAAACACCUCCCAUAACUCAAAACGACAUGACGGAUGAGAAGAGAGUGGAGUUGAUGAUGUAUGGAACCGAAGCACAAGCAUUACUCGACGAUCUUGUCAUACCCAUGAAACGAAUGGCAUUGAAAGUUGGUGAAAUGAUGACCUUACGGAUGAUCAUGUUCUGGAACCCCGGAAAUGUGGGGCUGACUCCCAGUGGAGUCGACAUAGCUAGGACUGCAUCCAACAAUGCUGUAAAAGAGCUUCAUCAUUAUUUUGAGGGAGAGGGCAUCACUGAUGUAGAGCACCGAAUUGGUAACCUUCUACUUCUCCUGCCUGCAUUCACCAAGCAUGUCCGUUAUCUAUAUGAAUUGGUGAAACUCAUUCCGUCGUUUGGUAAAAUGAAUGAAUGGGACUCAUUUAUGGACGUUCUUCUGAAUGGAUUGUAAAUUUCAAGCUUCCAUAUUGAUUUGCAUAUUAGCUUAUCUAAGCUGUAUAAUAACCUGCCAUAUAUGAAUUCACUCUUAUCAGGUACUUGACAGAGUUGGACUAACUAUCUGUUACUAAUCAAGAUUCGGUUGGUAUUCCUCAAUGUUUUGCAUCAUCUUAUGUGUGCAUGCGUCUUUCUUAUUGUAGAUUGUAUCUUUUUGAUAGCUAUUCCAGUCAUCUUGCUGCAUGAUAGAUACUUCUAGCCAUUGAAUCACAGCCAUCCAUCACUGAGUUCACAUUCAUUUUUAGCAUCAUCACUUUGUGAAAGUUGUCUAGUCUUCAUACGUUCUUGUACAGAAAGAUGAAACGGGUAUAUGUCACAUAUUUGUCGCUACACAAUGAAAUUUCUAUUGCUUGUUAUUCAAAC
Messenger RNA from Cylicocyclus nassatus, 1730 nucleotides. Lineage: Eukaryota; Metazoa; Nematoda; Chromadorea; Rhabditida; Strongylidae. The record is from the annotation of a GenBank genome assembly.